This is a messenger RNA of Trichoplusia ni (cabbage looper), 3381 nucleotides long. Its product is annotated as atrial natriuretic peptide-converting enzyme. Lineage: Eukaryota; Metazoa; Arthropoda; Insecta; Lepidoptera; Noctuidae. Gene Ontology annotation, biological process: proteolysis. The transcript has 12 exons. Bases 424 to 2829 code for a protein of 801 amino acids. Gene Ontology annotation, molecular function: protein binding; serine-type endopeptidase activity. The record is from RefSeq and is a predicted model, not a curated record.
AAUUAUAUAAACAGUUACCGUUUGAUGCGCGGGAACUGAUUGUUUAUCGGAGCAAAACAAGCGAUUGUUUUGGGGAACUUUUAAUGAGAUAUUAAUGAACGCUUUGACCCGUGAGGCUGUGUCGUUGACGACUUUCGAUGGCGCUAACUUAUGGUCGUGCGACUGGCUGAGAGAAAGUUAACUGUAGUGCGUGCCCGUUAGCGGCGCGGGGCGCGCUCGCGGACUCCGGCGCCGCCGUCCGCGCAGACCGCACGCGCAACAUGUUUACCUCGCGACUCGCGCCGACCAAACAUUGCGGAAAGCGACAGUGUUGAUACAUAGAGCCGAUCAGAAACCGUGAUCAGUGUGUGGUGAGUGCCGGCCGAUGAGUCCAGAGGGGUCACAGUGUGGAAGUGCAACGGCCGCGACAAAGGAUCGCUUGCAAUGACGUUCUCGGGGAACAUGAAGGAGAGUAAGCCGCGACCCGUGAAAGACGCAUGGGAGUCAGAGUUGGGCUACGGAUGGACGCGCAACGGCAACCACCGCUGCGUGCGACACCGCGCGCCGGAAUCGACGCUGUCUGUGAGCAGCGACAUACGGUUCACGCGACGCAAGCUCAGCCGGCCCUGUCGCGGCUGCUGCGCCGCGCUCGCGUCCCUGCUGGUGCUGCUGUUACUGGCUGCAGUCGCUGUAUACCUUGGACAUAUGUACCUGUUCGGUGAUCCGCUAAACCGGCAAACGUUCCGGGGUUCGUUCGUCGUAACCUCGUGGGGUAACAACGAGAGCGAGGGGGGGGAGGCCAACGACCUUGAACCCAGAUCCAACCGGACUCGGGAAAACGUACUGCAGCAGGCGCUUUACAACUUAUACUUCAACUCUGAAUUGAAAUCCUGUUUCGUGUCGGCGGACAUACUGGCUUUGGACAGUUCAGAGGAAGGCAUCCGAGUGCAUUUCGAGGUGUCCUUCGAGCCUAUCUUCACGGCAGUGAGCACGGCGGAGGUGACAGCAGUGCUGGCUCGCGAGCUGGCAGAACCGACGGUUCACCUUAAUGACCUCACGACUCUACCGGAGACACUGCAUAUCGAGGAGAGCUCAGUAAUAUCAUCACUGCAGCUUAAGGAGUCAGACACGACACCGAUAGCGGCGCCAACAACGGAGGCGAUAGCUCCGGAUGCUGUGGAGGAGGUGCGCGAGUGUUCCGCAGUGACGCUCUCUCUGUGCUCCCACCUGCCUUACAACACCACCUCAUUCCCCAACCUGGUGGGACACUCGUCCAAGGAGGCCUUGAUGCGAGACCUCGUCGCCUUCAGGGAACUUCUCGAUGCGGAAUGUUCGCAUCUGGCACAGGAUUUCGUCUGCCAAAUGCUGCAGCCGCGCUGCGCUGAUGGGCGCCUCAUCCGCCCGUGUCGCGCCUACUGUCGCGCGUUCCACGCCGGCUGCGGUUCCCGCUUGCCAGACCGCUUGCGUCCACACUUUGACUGCGGGCGAUUCCCUGACUACUUCGGCAUUGGAUCGUGUGCACCUGAACCAGAAUGUUCAAGGGGGCUCCAGAGGCUAGCCUUAUCCCGGCGGGAGUGUGAUGGCAUCCCAGACUGCGCGGACGCUUCGGACGAGCGCAGCUGUGCGCACUGCGCGGCGGGCGGGGAGCAGGGCUUGCGGUGCGCGCUCUCCACGCACUGCCUGCCGCCACAUCUGCGCUGCGACGGCACGCCUGACUGUCCUGAUGGUAGCGACGAAGCUGGCUGCUUGUGGAUUGCCCGGUCUUUGGCAUCUUGGCGACGAGAGAACAGUGAAUCAACACUAGGUGCUAUCCGCAGCCGAGCUGGAUACGCUGUGUGGUCGGAGCGUGGUCGCGACGGCAAGAUCUGUGCUGCACCCUACGAGAACGAUAAGCGGGCUCUCUCUAGCGUUGCCGCCUCUCUCUGCAAAUCUCUCACUUUCAAAUCAAGUUUCAUCGCAGAAGUAGUCCCAGAUGCUGAAGAGCUGGACCCGAACGAAAGUGAUCCAACGAGAGAAAAACCGCAAUAUGUUGAAAUAGUGGAUCCAUUCGCACCAGAAAUAUCAUUCCUUAAAAGUGAAUGUCCAGAGCGAAAAGUUUUAAGGGUGGUUUGUGAUCAUCUGGAGUGUGGCAUGUCGUCUGGUCGCGGAGCAGACGCGGCUGGUGGAGUGGCGGGCCUGCCGCGCUCGGCUCGCCCGGCCGACUGGCCGUGGCACGCCGCACUACUCCGCUCCUACGUGCACGCCUGUGAUGCUGCGCUCAUACAUGCAUCCUGGCUCAUCACUACUGCCUCUUGCUUCCAAGGCCAACCAAAAGCUGAAUGGACAGCCAGAUUCGGUACUGUGCGUAUACAAAGCACGACUCCUUGGCAACAAGAAAGACGAAUAGUUGGCAUGGUUCGUUCACCAGUUGAGGGUAGCAUGCUCGCGCUAGUCCGACUCGAGGAGCCAGUGGAGAUGACGGACUUUGUGCGACCUAUAUGCCUGCCUGAAAACAGCGCAGAACCAACACGAAGUGUUUGCAACACUCUUGGCUGGACGAGGAACAGAGAUCAACUGCAACGAGUUCAUGUUGUGAGCAGUCCCAUGAACACAUGCGAAAACGUUAGCAUUGCCACUGUGAAUGGGAUAUGUGCCGAACCCUUGUACGAUCAAGAUGACUGUGACGAGGAGGAAUAUGCAGGCAGUUCAAUGAUGUGCUUCAACGAGAAAACCAAGCAGUGGUCGUUAGAAGGCGUGAGCGCGUGGCGCAUUGCCUGCACGAAAAUAGGGCUGGGCCGACCUCGCAUAUACGAUUCCAUAAGCUCACAUGUCGAUUGGAUUCGACGCACGAUAGCGAACUCAGCAAGAUGACCUGCACGGGAAAUAUUCUGAAUCUUGUGAAGACUGCAUUCCAUGCCUGGAAGAACCCGUUGGUUCCAUAUUUGUAUUAUAAAAUUAUAAAUCAAGACAAGUUCUAAAAAGUGUUCAUCUCAUUUAAAUAUUUAGGAUUAUUGUUAUUGUAUAGGUGUAUAAAAUAAUUGGAUGAGAUACAGCCAAAAAACUUGUAACUAACUUUGUGUACAGAUAAUAAUAUAAUUUAGACUGAAACAAGAAAAUAGUCUAGAACUAGGGUGAUGUGAUGGAAUCUACAAUAACUAACAAUACUCAACAAACUGAGUCCCACAUGUUUAGGUUAGAAUAACUAUGUUUGUAUUAUAAGUUUUGUACUUAGUUAAAACUUUAAGUUGUUAACCUUAUUUCUAUAAAAAUGACUUUUAUAAGUGCCUAUUUUAUUGUAGUUGUACAAGUUAAGAUAAUUUAUUGAACAUACAAUUUUAUUGAUAAUGUAUUGUAAAUAUUAUUCUUAGUGUGGAGCCAAAAUUUUUAACAAGGUAGGUAAAUAAAUAUAUUGAAUACCACAAA